AUGGAAUCAAGUGACGGAUCAGCGGCAAUAGAUCGGCGUCGAGAGAUUGAAGAAGAUGAUGAAAUUAUCAACCAAAAAUGUGAACAGUUAGCUGAAUUAAUGAAGAAUUCGAAAUGUACAAUGGUAUAUACUGGUGCAGGGAUUAGCACGGCUGCUUCUAUACCCGAUUAUCGAGGACCGAAUGGAGUAUGGACUCUUGCCGAAAAAGGAAUUACUUUAACCAAUAGGUGUGGUGAUCCAGUAUUAUCUUGUCCAACAACUAGCCAUAUGAUCUUGAAAGAAAUGUGUCGCCAUGGUAUCGUUCAACAUAUUGUUUCACAAAAUUGUGACGGACUUCAUCUGCGAUCAGGUGUGCCUCAAAAAAUGCUGUCCGAAAUUCAUGGUAAUAUGCAUAUUGAAGUUUGUGCACGAUGUGAUCCUCCACGACAGUUUAUUAGGCCUUUCGAUGUCACUCAAAAUAGUCAGUUUAGAAAUCAUGGUACAGGUCGAGUCUGUGAUGUAUGUUAUUCAGAGUUAGUUGAUACUAUUGUGCAUUUCGGUGAAUCAGGAAACUUGCCUUGGCCACUAAAUUGGAAAGGCGCGCUUUCAUUAUUGGACAAAUGUGAUCUCAUACUUUGCAUAGGCAGCAGUCUUGCUGUUUUAAAGCAUUAUCAAUUUCUUUGGCCAAAACCUAGAAGUACCACUCAGGCUAGUUUAUUUUUUGUUAAUAUAUUGAAAAAGCUUGGUGUUGUUCAUUGUUGUUCAUUUAUCAUUGCCAUUCUUGUUGCAAUCGUAAAUUUACAAUGGACACCAAAGGAUCGCAUUGCUUGUUUAAAAAUUAAUGCAAAAAGUGACAGAGUACUCGAGAAAAUCGCUGUGUUGCUUGAAAUUCCAAUUACUAAGUACUGCCGGAAUUGUGAUCUUCUACUGCAUCCUCGACGCAAUGUAAGAAUAAAUGAAUUGCGUGAUAAAAUUACUGAUUGUGCCUGUCAUAAACAUUCCCGUGCUCGGUCAUCAACUGAACAAAUUUCAAAUUCAAAUGGAACUCCGGGGUGGUGGUCUGUGGGAAUUAAGACAAUCAAAAACUCAUUUCAUACGCGUUUGCGGAAGAAACAUAAAUCUUCUAAUCAAAAAAAUUACGAGACUGAAUCUGAAGAUGAAAAUAGACAUUUAAACACAUGGCUUCCAGAAAAACCAGGUACUGAAAAGCACAGAUCAGUAUCCACUGCAUACAUAAUACAAAGUGACAGAAUUGCAUUGUGGCAUAAUACCGAAGAAAUUCGUGGCUUUAAAAAGAAAGCUAAUGAUGAUAACGUUUAUCCGUUCGAAAAAAAUAAUAAUUUUCAUGUUGAAUUAACCAAAAUUCAACAAGGUUCAGUAAGAACAGGAAGCGAUGAAAUUUUUAUUUCGGAAACAAGCCUAUUUCUCAAUAACACGACUAGAAUUGAAUGGGAUACCAAUAAUAAUUCUUUAAUGGAUGGUGAUAUUCACGAUGUCGUUGAAUUUUAUCAAAACACCUUGAAUUUCAGGCAACAACAAGUCGAAAAAGUGAAAAUGCGUUUUGUUUCGUAA
This is a messenger RNA of Dracunculus medinensis (Guinea worm), 1551 nucleotides long. The record is from the annotation of a GenBank genome assembly. NCBI's taxonomy places the organism in Eukaryota, Metazoa, Nematoda, Chromadorea, Rhabditida, Dracunculidae.